CUUGCAACCUCCGCAGCAGCCGCGCGCAUCCCUCACCGGCUGGCUGCUAUUGUCUUGCGCACCUUCGCAGGUCUUCCGAGGUCGGCCCUUUUUGUCUGCUCUCUUCACCUAGAGAGACACAUGCCGAAAGCUGGGACCCCGCCCCCUUUUCUGUAUCCCUUCUCCAGACCCACCUCACCUCUGUCCUCCCUCUCUAUUCGGUUCUCGAAGGCGGAAGGAGCCGAAUUGUAGACGGAAAAACCCGAAAUUGUCCCCUCUGAGCGAAGGCUUCCCGAAGCAGUGGCGGACGGAGCCGAAGUUCCCCGGAAGGGGUGGAGUGAACGAGUGGAACCUCCGGAAAGACCCGAAGCUUGGGAUCGAUCGUAGUCUCUAGAGGAACCCGUGGUGGAGCUCCGGAAACCUUCGGAAAGUACUGAAGUGUUAAACGGUUAGAAUAGUCGGAAGUGGCCGACUAGUGGCUCAGAGACGGCAAAGAAGAGACGCGCUAGUCUUUGGACAAACCUAAAGACUGGGAAGGUUUGAACUGUAGGAACAGGAACCCUUAGAGGGAGCAAGGCGCAGAGGAACGUGAGGACGCGCGGAACGCUGAGUCGCUAAUCUCCGAAAAGUUACCGAAACCUGAGAAGCCGGUGAAGCCCUCACUUCGGGUGUUUUCGGAAGCAGCCGAAGCCUUCGCCUGCGUACUCUGGUGGAUCGUCCGGAAAUAGCCGACGCGCUUCGGAGCCAGGCUUGGGGGCUAGGGGCCGCUCGUUGGGGGACGGGCAGGGCGAGGGGGCGGAGCCGGGGCGGGGCGGGCCGCUUGGGGCCUUGAUUAGGUAGGCGACGAAGCGCCGGCGGCGGCCGGAAGUAUCCGAAGCCAGCGGCGGAAGUAGCCGAAGCGGCCAGAGCGGGCGGGCGGCAAGGCAAGGCAAGAGGUGUUCAGGCCCUACGCGGCCGCUUCAGCAUGUCGGACUUCGAUGAGUUCGAGCGGCAGCUCAACGAGAAUAAGCAAGAGCGGGACAAAGAGAACCGGCACCGGAAGCGCAGCCACAGCCGCUCUCGGAGCCGGGACCGCAAGCGCAGGAGCCGGAGCCGAGACCGGCGCAACCGGGACCAGCGCAGUGCCUCCCGGGACAGGAGGCGACGCAGCAAACCUUUGACCAGAGGCGCUAAAGAGGAGCACGGUGGAUUGAUCCGCUCCCCCCGCCAUGAGAAGAAGAAGAAAGUGCGUAAAUACUGGGAUGUGCCUCCGCCUGGCUUUGAGCACAUCACCCCAAUGCAAUAUAAGGCCAUGCAAGCUGCUGGUCAGAUUCCAGCUACCGCCCUCCUUCCCACCAUGACCCCGGAUGGUCUGGCUGUGACCCCAACGCCAGUGCCUGUGGUUGGGAGCCAGAUGACCAGACAGGCCCGGCGCCUCUAUGUGGGCAACAUCCCCUUUGGCAUCACUGAGGAGGCCAUGAUGGAUUUCUUCAACGCCCAGAUGCGCCUGGGGGGGCUGACCCAGGCUCCUGGCAACCCAGUCUUGGCUGUGCAGAUCAACCAGGACAAGAACUUUGCCUUUCUGGAGUUCCGAUCAGUAGAUGAGACUACCCAGGCCAUGGCCUUCGACGGCAUCAUCUUCCAGGGCCAGUCGCUAAAGAUCCGUAGGCCUCAUGACUACCAGCCAUUGCCCGGCAUGUCGGAGAACCCCUCAGUCUACGUGCCUGGAGUUGUGUCCACUGUGGUCCCUGACUCUGCCCAUAAGCUGUUUAUUGGGGGUCUGCCUAAUUACCUGAAUGAUGACCAGGUGAAAGAGCUGCUGACAUCCUUUGGGCCUCUCAAGGCCUUCAACCUGGUCAAGGACAGUGCCACGGGGCUCUCCAAGGGCUACGCCUUCUGUGAGUACGUGGACAUCAACGUCACCGACCAGGCCAUUGCAGGGCUGAAUGGGAUGCAGCUGGGGGACAAGAAGCUGCUGGUCCAGAGGGCAAGUGUGGGAGCCAAGAAUGCCACGCUGGUGAGCCCCCUGAGCACCAUCAACCAGACUCCUGUGACCCUGCAAGUCCCGGGCCUGAUGAGCUCUCAGGUGCAGAUGGGCGGCCACCCGACUGAGGUCCUGUGCCUCAUGAACAUGGUGCUGCCUGAGGAGCUGCUGGAUGAUGAGGAGUAUGAGGAGAUUGUGGAGGACGUGCGGGAUGAGUGCAGCAAGUACGGGCUGGUCAAGUCCAUCGAGAUCCCUCGGCCCGUGGAUGGUGUGGAGGUGCCCGGCUGUGGAAAGAUCUUUGUGGAGUUCACCUCCGUGUUUGACUGCCAGAAAGCCAUGCAGGGCCUGACCGGCCGCAAGUUCGCCAACAGAGUGGUUGUCACAAAGUACUGCGACCCCGACUCCUACCACCGCCGGGACUUCUGGUAGAGGCGGCUGGAGGGAUGGCGGGCGGCGGCCACAGAGGCUCCCAGCCUGAGUCACCCUCUUCGCCUCACCUGGAACAGCAGAGCACGGCAUGGCACGGCAGGCAGGAGUGACAGCAGUGACGCCACAGGAGAUGGAGUGGCAGCGGGGCGGGGGCGGGAAGCGCAGGCCCAGCGGGGCGCUGCGCGGGCUGGCAGGCGGGCAGGGGCAGGGGCAGCCAGGCAGCCGGCUUCCUCCCCGCGGUAGGAACCUAGCGUGUUCAUAGCUCUUGGCCAAACGCCUCUGUUGUCCCCGCUCCCCGCCGCCCCGCCCCCUCUCCCUCUUCUCUCCGUCCUGGUCCUGGUUUCUUACGUAGCUGCCCUUAGUCUCCGCCCCGCCUUUCCGUCCUGUCUGGUCCUGUCUGGUCCCAUCCCGUCCCGUUCCCGCCCCGCGGCCCCGGCCCGGCCCCUCCUCUGUGGCAGUUUCAUAAUUUGCUAAAAAGAAAUUUGCUCAUUAAACAUUUUGUUGUAUUUUA
Messenger RNA from Cavia porcellus (domestic guinea pig), 2882 nucleotides. It is a transcript of the gene U2af2, whose product is annotated as U2 small nuclear RNA auxiliary factor 2. Gene Ontology annotation, biological process: mRNA processing. Gene Ontology annotation, cellular component: U2-type prespliceosome; nuclear speck; nucleus. Lineage: Eukaryota; Metazoa; Chordata; Mammalia; Rodentia; Caviidae. Gene Ontology annotation, molecular function: poly-pyrimidine tract binding; pre-mRNA 3'-splice site binding. The transcript is spliced from 12 exons. The record is from RefSeq and is a predicted model, not a curated record. The coding region runs from base 944 to 2371 and encodes 475 amino acids.